UCAACCCUUUGACAUUGUGCGGCAUCGAAACGGCACACACAACGCUGACGUGGCGAUAAAAUAAAGAGGACGAAAAUGCCCUUUAGAACGCAUAAUGGCCCUAUCGAUAGAAAAGUAAAUAUCACAGAUAAAGAUUGAAGCUAUAGGACUACGCUAAACGAUUUGAAGACAUCCGAUUGGUUAUUAUAUCGAAAUCACGUGAUCAAUAUAUUUUAUAUUAAUUCCUGAUGAGUGUUUACCCCAGGAACAGUGCGAUAAAAAUUUGGACCCGUACUAACAUUAAAACCUGUAUUGCAAUUCAACUUUGCUAUGCUUGCAUCUCAAGAUGAAAACACGAUCAACUAGGUUCACAUAUUAAGUUAAACAUGGGAGUUGACAUUCAAACAUAUCGAGCAAGGAUUGGUAGUUACAGGCAAUACCGAUGUAGUGGUGCAAUUGACAGUUGCAGAAGUUUCCGGGGUAUUGAUGUGGCGAUUAAAGUCAGCAAUAACCUAAAAACUGUUGGUUGUGUGCUUUUUAUUGGCGUUCUUUUAAUGAUUGCUGGUGUUGAACCAAACCCAGGUCCGAGGGAAAAAGAUACUGCCGGUUACCAAUGCGAUGAUGUUGCGGACGUUGUAAAGGGCACAAAAAGGAGUGUAGAUGGACGUGACACACUGACUGAAGAGCCAACAAAGAUUAAACUUUCCGGAGUAUCGGUAGACAUGAAUAGGGCUAUGUUGAAAAGAUUCUUUGAAAACGCGAUAGAUUUUUGUGGAAAAGUUGUUGAGGUGACUGUUAAUCCUAAGGAGAGUUCUGCUAUUAUCACAUUUGAUACGUCUGCAGCUGUAUAUGAAAUAAUGAACAAGAGACCAAUGACUAUUUUGGGGUUUAAAAUUGAUGUAGAUGUUUACAGGGACAAAAUCUAUUCAGAAUCUGAACAUGCCGAAAGAGACGUACAAGGACCAGAAUCAUUACAAACAACAGGUGAAACUAUCAUUUCAAAACCCGUCUCUAUUGGAAAAGUAACGAAGGGAGCAGAAACUUCAGGCCAAAUCAAUGACAAACACGAUGAUGUUCUCAUGUCAAAAUCUAACUCGUUGAGUAUUCCCAUGUCAGAUUUUGUUCUUAUACGAUGCCGUUACUUCGAGGAUCAGUUUUAUAUGCCAGUAUCUGAGGUGCAGGAAUGGCUUUCGGAGGAAAGAGAGCCGUAG
Molecule: messenger RNA, 1190 nt
Organism: Ruditapes philippinarum (Manila clam)
Lineage: Eukaryota; Metazoa; Mollusca; Bivalvia; Venerida; Veneridae
Exons: 8
Coding region: 366-1190 (274 amino acids)
Molecular function (GO): RNA binding
Source: RefSeq, a predicted model, not a curated record